GAAAGCACUUGGAAAAGGGAAGGGGGCAGUUGAGGACCAAGCAGCAGUGUGGGAAAGAGGAGGGGAGAUGGGAAAGUGGGGGCAGGCAAAGGGCAUGCAGGUACAGAAGAAGUGCUGAGAAAGAGAGGGGAUGAAAGAAGAGAGAGAAUGGGAGGGAGGGAGGGGGAGGAGAGAGAGAGAGAAUUGUAAGGAAUUGUAAGAAUGCUCUGGAAGAAACAAGAGGCUGGAGAAAGAGGGGAGCAGCAAGGAGCGGGCCUGGAGAAGGAAAAGGAAUGGUUGAUGGCGAGGAGAAGAGGAGUCCUCUUCCAAGCACAAAAUUUCAAUCUUCAGGUUUUCCUACUCAAGGAAGCACAGUUAUCUCCUAUGAAUUAUGAAGCAGUGUGUCGGUCUGAGAAAUGGAUGUUUAUAACCAUAGAAAAUAAGCAAGCAAAUGGUGCUAUAGGGAUCCUUGGGAAGAGGCCAGAGCGAAUGAAUCCUGCCACAGGAAGCUGGGAAACAAAGUCUCCUUGUACUUCCAGACUGUAAACAACUGAAAAAGAAGAAGGGGAAGAGAAAUCAAAGAUUUUUGAAAGCAGGAAACAGCUGAGCUGUGUAUAUAUAGAGAAGAGAAAGAGACAGAGAGAUAUAACUUCAUUGAAGCAAGAAAAUCCACUCACUUUCAAAGGGAAGAAACUGCCUCAAAGUACAGAGAAUUCUUCUGAUCCUCCUGCAAAUAGAAAGAAAUGAUCUUGCUAAGUUUCUGUGUGGGCCUAGCUGCAGUGCUGUUCCAACCUGCUAGUCAGGUGUCUGCAAAUAUAGCCAGCAGUUUACAGACCACCAAUGCAGAUGUACAAAAGGAGAUUGUUAACAAGCACAAUGGCCUAAGGAGAAUGGUAAACCCACCUGCUGCGAACAUGCUGAAGAUGCUGUGGAAUGAUGUUAUGGCAAAAAAUGCACAACGUUGGGCAGAUAAGUGUGUCUUAGACCAUAGUCCACAAGCAGACAGAAAAGGUGAAGUAAACUGGGGUGAAAAUCUUUACAUGUCAAGUGCACCUAACUCAUGGUCUACUGCAAUUCAGGCUUGGUAUGAUGAAGCUACAAACUUUGUUUAUGGCCAUGGAGCAAACUCCGCAAAUGCAGUCAUUGGCCAUUAUACUCAGGUGGUGUGGUAUCGAUCUAACGAACUAGGAUGUGGUUGUGCCUACUGUCCUAACGCAAAAUACAAGUACUAUUAUGUUUGCCAGUACAGCCCUGCAGGGAAUAUUCAAAGCAAGAUCCACACCCCCUAUAAAAAAGGAAAGCCAUGUGAGGACUGUCCGAACGCUUGCGACGAGGGAUUAUGCACUAACCCAUGCAGGUACUAUGACAGAUUCUCAAACUGUCCGACAUUAGCCUAUGACUGGACAUGCACGCCAGAUGUAAUCAGUUAUUGUCCAGCUGCUUGCCAUUGUGUCACAGAAAUACAAUGAGCCUCCAAAAUCAAUUGAUUAUGCAAUUCAUCUCUUUGUAUUGAACCUAUAACUUCCUCUACUAAAUUAGACUAUCAUUUAGAUAUGACUAUAAUUGGACAAAGAUUAUACUACUGCAGGACAAAACACUUUUGUGAACAAAUAGUUUACAACAGACGUAUUUUUAAAAUAUAUGUCUUUCUAUGUAAUUAUUUCAAUUUAUUUUGAAAGAUCAGCUUUACAUUUUUCCUCCUUUUUGUGAUCUGUAGACCAAAUUACUGAACUAAUAAAGUUUCUCUUUCUGAACAAAAAUAAAGUUUUAUU
This is a messenger RNA of Hemicordylus capensis (graceful crag lizard), 1751 nucleotides long. RefSeq names its product serotriflin-like. The coding region runs from base 723 to 1448 and encodes 241 amino acids. Gene Ontology annotation, cellular component: extracellular region. Lineage: Eukaryota; Metazoa; Chordata; Lepidosauria; Squamata; Cordylidae. The record is from RefSeq and is a predicted model, not a curated record. The transcript is spliced from 11 exons.